AUGUCCGGCAGAGGAAAAGGUGGAAAAGGUCUUGGAAAGGGUGGCGCUAAGCGUCACAGAAAAAUCUUGAGAGACAACAUCCAAGGUAUCACAAAGCCAGCCAUCAGAAGAUUGGCCAGAAGAGGUGGUGUCAAGCGUAUUUCCGCUUUGAUCUACGAGGAGGUCAGAGGUGUCUUGAAGUCGUUCUUGGAGAACGUCAUCAGAGAUGCUGUCACCUACACCGAGCACGCCAAGAGAAAGACCGUUACUUCUCUUGAUGUUGUGUAUGCUUUGAAGAGACAAGGCAGAACCUUGUAUGGUUUCGGAGGUUAA
Messenger RNA from Metschnikowia bicuspidata var. bicuspidata NRRL YB-4993, 312 nucleotides. RefSeq names its product histone (gene HHF22). Bases 1 to 312 code for a protein of 103 amino acids. NCBI's taxonomy places the organism in Eukaryota, Fungi, Ascomycota, Pichiomycetes, Serinales, Metschnikowiaceae. The transcript has a single exon. The record is from RefSeq and is a predicted model, not a curated record. Gene Ontology annotation, biological process: nucleosome assembly. Gene Ontology annotation, cellular component: nucleosome. Gene Ontology annotation, molecular function: protein heterodimerization activity; DNA binding; structural constituent of chromatin.